AUGGCUACCACAGCGUCGCUGGAUAAUAUUUUCUUCUAUCAUGGCCCACCUUCACAGUCGACCGUGCGCAAGCCGCCCGAACGAUCUCCCGCCGUGAGGGGCUGCCCUAGCCAAGUCGUGUUCAGCAUACCGAGCCCUCGCGAGCCACCAGUCGACUAUACCGGCGCCGGCAUUGACACUGGCUCUCUGAAGCCUCGUAUAGUAUCGACAAUCGCCCCAUCGCACCGCCAGGAGCUUAGUCCAUCCCAGCUAUCGUCUGGGGCUAGCGGGCAUAUCGUCCCCGAAGAGACUACGCAGACUCCCGAUGCAGCCUGCUCGACGGUAGGCGCGUCGGCCCCGGGAUCAGUGGGCAGUAGCCGUGCGCACUCGGCAGAAUCUGUCGCAGCAGCAUGUUCGCCACCGCUGCAGAUCGAGUUCACCGCUCCAUUGAGCAGCGCAGCCGAUCUGCAGGCCUCGACGGAAAGGUCCCGCGGCGCCAAUAUCACAUCCGCCGGACCCGGUUCCCGUUCUUGCACUGAAGACAUGGAGUCCGUCUUGGUCGCAGAAACGGGUAACACUUCUGGACUAACGUCUGAUGGUGGAGUAGCUGCUCGCGAGUUAUCGACAGGACAGCCUUCUGCACGCACUACAAGCUGGCCGAGCCCGCCGAGUUGCGUUGACGCCCAUAGACACUCUGUUGGAUUAUCACCCUCGACCUGGAUCCCAUUGGCCAAUUCCGACGGCAGUGACGGUGACGUCUCCUGGCGACCACAACCAUAUGUUGCUGACCUAUCGCGUCAAGCCGCUUCUCUUUACAAGGCUAGCUCGCGGUGUCUACAAUCUGGACCAGACAAUAACGUUCGAUCCGCCGAAUCCGUCGAAGCAGAUGACGCGCCUCGUGGGGAAAUUGCGAGACCGGGUUUACAGAAGUCUUCGGCGUCCGGCACACAUUUCCGGUCGAGAUACUUGCCUAAGGCUACAAGCGAUGACAUCGAAAGCGAAGCUCCGCGGAAGCCUUACCAGAGAGUUCGCACGAAAUUGAGCUCGCACUCGAGCAGCAAUAGUGCACUUCGACCAUCACGCCGUGGGCCAAGCACGAGACCUGAAACCGCGAUUCGACCAUCCAGACCGACAUGGGCUGUAAACAGGAUUGUAGGUAGCAGGCGUCGUGGAUCAAAGCUGUACUACAGAGUACGUUGGCAAGACACGUGGGAGCCUGCCAAAUGUCUGCAGGGUAGCGCAGACACCGCCAUUCAGGAGUAUGAAGACGCUACUAAGUGGAAAAGCACGUGUUCGCAGUAG
Molecule: messenger RNA, 1281 nt
Organism: Recurvomyces mirabilis
Lineage: Eukaryota; Fungi; Ascomycota; Dothideomycetes; Mycosphaerellales; Teratosphaeriaceae
Exons: 2
Coding region: 1-1281 (426 amino acids)
Source: RefSeq, a predicted model, not a curated record